Molecule: messenger RNA, 6171 nt
Organism: Dicentrarchus labrax (European seabass)
Lineage: Eukaryota; Metazoa; Chordata; Actinopteri; Moronidae
Gene: mtnr1al
Product: melatonin receptor type 1A like
Exons: 2
Coding region: 969-2033 (354 amino acids)
Biological process (GO): G protein-coupled receptor signaling pathway
Cellular component (GO): membrane
Molecular function (GO): melatonin receptor activity
Source: RefSeq, a predicted model, not a curated record
AGAGAGAGAGAGAGCAUCCUUGUUGGCGCUAUAAGGCUCGUACAAGGACUCAGACUCUGAAUGGCAGACAGACCGGAUCCUGGAACUGAAUGAAGCGGGACUCAUGACUAACGGAGCGGAUUUGUGAAUGAACCCUCAGAGUGGAAAGGACUCGGAUGACAGAAAAGCAGCGGCUGACCGGCAGUUUCUUCCAGUUGAAAUGGGAACUGAAUGACGGACUGGAAACCGCCUGCUUGCAUUUAAAAGACUUUUAUUGCGUUUUCUCUCUCUGACUGUUGAUCACUGAGGAAACCUUGACCGUGAAUGGCCAGAUUAAACAACCUACACAGGUAGACAGCGGGACUAGUCAUUGAUAAAACUCUACUAGUUUUACUCGUGGCAUGUUUGGAGGCUGGGGCGCAUAGAGGACACGUCGCUCCGGUGCCAUAGAGCGCAACGACGCGCACAGUUCCCCGGUGCUCCUAGACUGACAGCCGCAUGGACGCAGGGAGUAGGGAUGCUGAGGGGGCUGCAGCAUCCCCUAAAACCAGGAAUCAAACCACCAACUGAUGAAACAAAGUUUUCUCAUUAAUUGCUGGAAUAUAAGUUAGUACAUGAAGAGGAUUUAUUUAGUGUGUGUCCGUUGUUAGAUUCCUUGUGAUGGUGACUCGCAGCAGGUUGAUGCUUUUCUAUCAGCGCGAACACACUGAGGAGAUUUAGAGAAAGUUUGUAUCAAGUGUCGCGGCUCAGAUCUCUGUCAGGUCUGCAGUUCUCAUCCAUCAGUUCAGUGCAGUUGCUGUGGCUGCUGGCAGGUCUGUACAUUCUACAUUAGGUUAAUAAGCAUUAGAUAUCAGUGCUCCUGGUCACUCAAAUGAAAACACAAACUGUUCAUGUCGUCAAGCAUUUUUAAUGACGUCAGUGUACACAGGGACUUUCUAUCAGCAGCCCAACUCUGACUGACUUCCAGCGUCUCUGGACCGCCGUGCGUUAUGCUGAAUGGACCGACCUUCCUCGACCACGACCCGAUGGGACUCGUUGACCCGAGGCACCUCCCGCAACUGAUGUCUCUGGAGGACCAUGAGCCCACCAUGGUGGAAGGGACCCUGGUGCCCCGCAACUCCACGCCGGCAGGGGAGGAGGGGGCUCCGGGUCAGCAGCACCAGUCCUUCCCCUGGGUGGUGACCCUGCUGGCCGGCGUCCUGAUCACGACCAUCGUGGUGGAUGUUAUCGGGAACCUGCUGGUCAUCGUGUCCGUGUUCAGGAACAGGAAACUCAGGAAAGCAGGAAACGCCUUCGUGGUGAGCCUGGCUCUUGCUGACUUGGUAGUCGCCAUCUAUCCCUAUCCGCUGGUCCUGACCGCCAUUUUCCACGAUGGCUGGAUCGCCGGCUACAUCCACUGUCAGAUCAGCGGCUUCCUCAUGGGCCUCAGCGUCAUCGGCUCCAUCUUCAACAUCACGGGCAUCGCCAUCAACCGCUACUGCUACAUCUGCCACAGCCUUAAGUACGACAAACUCUUCUCCAACAGCAACACCAUGUGCUACGUCGUGCUGGUCUGGGCUCUCACCAUCCUCGCCAUCGUACCCAACUGGUUCGUGGAGUCGCUGCAGUACGACCCACGGGUGUACUCCUGCACCUUCGCCCAGUCGGUGAGCUCGCUGUACACCAUUACGGUGGUGGUGGUGCACUUCAUCCUGCCGAUCGGCAUCGUCACCUACUGUUACCUGCGUAUCUGGAUCCUCGUCAUCCAGGUGAGGCGGAGGGUCAAGCCGGACUCACGGCCGAAGAUUAAGCCACACGACCUCCGCAACUUCCUCACCAUGUUCGUUGUGUUUGUGCUCUUUGCCGUCUGCUGGGCGCCGCUGAACCUGAUCGGCCUGGCGGUGGCGCUGGACUCCAGGCUGAGCCGGGCGAUACCGGAGUGGCUGUUUACAGCCAGCUACUUCAUGGCGUACUUCAACAGCUGCCUCAACGCUGUCGUCUACGGUGUCCUGAACCACAACUUCAGGAAGGAGUACAAGAGGAUCGUCCUGAUCAUCUUCAAAUUUCACUGCUGAGACGAUACGUUCAAAGAGUGUGUGUGGGGGGGAGGAGAGAAGAACUUGACCAUGACAAAGAGAGGGAAACAGUGCUAAUGAAAGGGAAAGAAAACAAAUCUGGAGAAAAAAAACACUUUGUAUGAGAAAGAAAAAUAGAAGAACUUUAAUAGCUGGGGGUGUGGAGGAGGAAAGGUGGAGGGUAGAGUUGAAGUGAAAUAAAUGACGCCACACUGAGAGUUAUCAGUGAUGCCUUCAGGGAAUCUGAGAGACUAUAAAAAUACAGAGGAAGGGAGGCAGGGACCAAAGCUUGGGAGCAACUCUUAACUUAGUAAUGUGUUUUAUCAUGAGUUUUUUGGUAACAAAGUCAUGACUUACUGUUUAAAUAAAAAAAAUGAAUUGCUACUAUUGUUUUUGUCAACUCAAUAGUUUAAUUUGAUGUUGGAUUACUCAAACAUUGUGAUUAUCUUCUUCCCCCUUGAUUCAUUUUGAUGCAUAAAAUCCACCAUGAGCUAUUUUCAAUACAGAAAUACUCAAAAUACAGUUUUUUGGUUUUUUUUAAGGACAGAGGACGUCAACGCUGUUUCUGUUUCUUUAUUGUUCAUAGAAGAGAAAUCUGAAACACAAGUGUUUUUUGAAAAAAGAAUUUAUUGAAUAGAAUAACAAACUGGUGCUUCUGUGGAAUAUAAAGUGGUGUCGUCUACUUUUGAAUUAAGAAAUGAGUAAAGGUGCUACACACCUGACAGCCUGGCCAACAGUCUUCUUGGUUAAAGUCCUGCUUGUUUACAGUGAUUAUUUUUAUAUUUUGAAUUUGACAUUGAUAAUUCUUUGGAGUAACAAGCCAAAAAGGAUGAAUGGAGGGGCAAGAGCAAAAUCAGAACUUUUUCUAAUUUGAAUUGACCAAUGACUUGUGACUUGUGACUUUAAAUGACUUGAUAGCAUUCUCAAGCCCAAAGAUAAACGUUCCUGCUGCGAAUACUCUAAAGUAAAUUAUUGACAUAAAUAAAUACACCCAUGGUCUUGAUGCUGAGGCUCUGGCAAAGACUCACUGGGUUGUGUAACAAAGAAAAGGAACAUGGCUCGGCGCAAUUCAGCAUCAUUAAGCAACAGCUUGGGGGGUAACAGAUAAUCAGGAUACCAAAAAAAGGUAACUGUAACCUGUAAUCGGAUCAUUUAGUACAAAUGGGGAUUAUCAGCAGGAUCAGAAUUUUAGAUUUUAAAAUAAAGAACGAUAUACUACCACCACUGUGGUCUCGAGUGAAAAUAUAGACAAUCUUACAGUUCACAAAUUUAACUAAUAACUUUUAGUCUUUACAGCAGAAAAAAGGAACAACAUCAAAGCACAGUGCAAAAUUUACUUCAUGAAAAACACAUUUUUCUUUAAAGAAAUCACAUUUUUGAUGCUAAAAAUCUUGGUUGGUUACACUGUUCUGUUGUCUUAUAGACUACACAUUAUCAAUAAUUGUUUUCUCUUGUCUUUAUUUGCCUAUUUGGUGUUGAGGUAAUGCAAAAGUAACAGAAAGCAAUCAAGUUACUUUAAUAUCGAGAUAGUCCGAUCAGGUUACGACUACUGUUCUUAACAGGAACUUAAUAAUUGUAUUGGAUUAUUUUUAAAGCAACCCACCCAACCUUUUUUCAGCAAUGCUCUGCGUUGGCAAAUCAAAUAUAUGUAAUUACACAAUCCCAGAAAAUGAGCUUGUAGCAUGAAUGGCGUCGUGUCUACCUCGUAAUCGACAAGGCUAAAGUUCUCUCUCAUAGUAAUAAAAUCUGCCCUGCAUUUUUUUGCUGUCUUCAAACCCAUUUAUUCCUCAGUCUGGACUUCCUGGAUAGUAAUAAAUCACCUCACUUAUAACUAUUGCCAUUGCACUAACGCAGCCACAAGUAUUUUUGUGUAUUUUGGUAUGAAAGUGGCAUAAAUAUAAAUGUUAACACGACACAUUGUGAAAGAACAAGAAUUUGUUUUACUACUUUUCAAUUUCUGAUUAUUACUAUAACUCUGCUGUUUUUACAUGUUGUGAGGGGGCCAGAAUGACUUGUUAACGAACUGAAACUCCAAGUUUAGGACAUGGACUCCAACAUUUGGAACUGAGACUUGUACUUGACUUGUAAAACAAAGACCCACCCUUUCCUCUCUGAUGAAAGCUGUUGCGUCUUUUAUCCUCUGGGUCUUAACUCUUCACGUCAUCAGUUUCUUCUACCUGAGCCAAGAACAAGUGGCAUGGACUCGGACUCUACACAUCUUCCACAUCGUGCGUUAAUCUGCUUAGAUGAUACGAGGAUGUUUUCUCACAUGUGGAUCGGACGAGUCUGAGUGUAAAACACUUUAAUGAACAAAACCAGAGUGAAAAAAAGUCACGGUGUCUCUGCCGUUCAGAAGCAAUACUGUGUGCUCUUUCAUUUCUAACUCGUCCUCACACAUGAAAAAACUCUUCAUUCCAGUUGCCAGAACACACAGAAGUUCUCACACGCUGUGUCCGAUUCCCAAAUCACACACCCUCCCGGCAAUGAGCAUAUUUACUCUACUCUUCACAUUUGAAUAUCAAACAUAAGAAUGACAUAAAAAAAGAGACAUGAAAAUGAGUAAUUAAGUUGUGUUGUUCUGAACAGUAUUCUGACCACAUCACUGUGUUUCACACUCCUGGAAAGUGGAAGAUGAAUGUUGCAUAUGUAUGAAUAAGCGGGGUGCUGCUGCUGUGAUAAUCCGCCUGUGCUUCAGUCCCAUUUUAAUGAGCUCACUGUGUGUGUGUGUGUGUGUGUGUGUGUGUGUGUGUGUGUGUGUGUGUGUGUGUGUGGAUCAGGAUGUUCUGGGACCAGUUUUUCACAGGGCCAGCUGUGGGAGGGCGUGUUUGCAUAAGUCUUUGUUUCAUUUUUGUGCCAAAAUGUUGCCGGUUCCAAACCCAGGGAAGGUCUUAAUUGGGAAAUUUAAAGUGAAGUGCUCUUUUGUGGCUCAGUACCCAGUAGGCAUUAACUGAAUGAUUUGCUAGUCGAGCAACAUCUGAUCAGAAUCUGAGAAAUACACAGAAUUUAGAGGAAGCUUUAGAGGGGCCGGUUGGAUGAUUUUGUUAUCUAGACUAGCUGUUUUCACCAGUUUCCACAGUCUUAAUGCUAAGCUAAGCUUACCAGCUGUUGGUUGUAGCCUCAUAUUUGCAAGACAUGAGAGUUGAAGCCGAGAUCUUUUCAUCAAACUCUAAAACAGAAAAUUAAUACAUUUAUUUUCCAAAAUGUCCAACCAUCUGUUCUUUCUUUCUUUCUUUGGUAGUAGUUUAGCCAAUGUAGUACAUUUUGCUAUCUGACAGUUGUUUUGUUUUGUUUUUUACUGCUAUUUUUAAGGUAAAUUAUGAACAGUCAAGCUAAGCUCUGGGUAUCUUUGUUAAAAUUCAGCUUUUGUUUCAAGAAUCAAAUAUAUAAUAAUUGAAAUUAUGUUAAAACAAGGGUUAUAUGUAACCUAUAUCUCUCAAAAAAAAAAAAGUUUCCCAAUUUUGGGCUAGAAGCACCUGCAAACUUAAAUAUGUCCACUGGGUAAUGACAGUGUGAGCCUUUGAAGAAAAUAGUUAUGUGGGUGGAAAACGUGGAGGUGAGGCAGAGUUUCUCUAAAGUACAUUUUCCUGAUCAUUUUACCCUUCUUUGAAAGUUAAAAAGUUACAUAUUAAAUUUAAAAAAUGUGUUAAAGAGUAAAACCUCCCCAGUGCAGAUGGAUGUAAAUUUCCAUCCGUAUGAGCUGGAGUUAGUAAAUCAACCCCAGGAGUUGGCUAGUUAGAACAACCUUGUGAGGACAGCAGCAGAUAAUUGGCCCACUGAGGGUUUAAAAAAUACAAUACUGGCCUUUAACCUGUAGUGGUGUAGAUGGAAAGUUUCCUUUUUCUUAUUUUUUUCAGCGCUAAAAAUCAAUGCAAUGAACUGAGCUUGUUGUCGUUUGUGUGUUUGGAACAAUUUAAAAAAAGAAAAUAUAAAAAACAAAGUGUCUGUGUCUCUGGCUGAAGGCCAGCCAGUCGCAUUGGAAGCCAACAGUAAAUGAGAAUGUACCUGUUUUCCUUUCAUACGCUGUUUUGCACAUCGCCAUGGAGAAUGUUUCCACUGAAUGUCUGUAAUGUUGAUGAGACAAAAGAAAACCAACCAAGCCCUGGAAAACAUGUCUUAAUAAAAGAACGUUCACUGUGAG